AUGUGUUGCCUUCUGUCUCAAUAUUUUCUGCUGCAAUCUUUGCUUUACUACGAAACAACUUGAAACCAUGGAACCAGCUUCUCUUACUGUGCCCUUUGUCCAAGAAAUUGCAAAGGAGGCACUCACGAGUGUUCCAGAGCGUUAUGUUCGUCCAUAUCAUGAGCGACCAAUAUUAUCCACCACUACUCCUUUACCACAAAUUCCUGUCAUUGACCUAAGCAAAUUGUUGUCUCAAGAUCUCAAGGGACCCGAACUGGAGAUGCUCCACUGUGCCUGCAAAGAGUGGGGUUUCUUUCAGUUGAUUAAUCAUGGAGUGAGCAUUUCAUUGGUGGAAAAUGUGAAGAUUGGUGCUCAAGAACUCUUUAAUCUUCCAAUCGAAGAAAAGAAGAAGUUUGCACAGAGAGAAGGAGAUGUGGAGGGAUAUGGUCAACUCUUUGUCGUUAAUGAGGAUCAAAAACUUGAUUGGGCAGAUAUGUUUUACAUGUUCACUUUGCCACCAGAGAAGAGGAAACCUCACUUACUCCCAAAAUUCCCCUCGUCAUUUAGAGAUGAUUUAGAGACCUAUAUUGGUGAAAUGAAUAAACUUUGUAUCCAAAUCCUUAACCUAAUGGCAAAUGCCUUAGAAGUGGACACCGCGGAAAUGACAGAGGGAUUUGAACCAGGGGCUCAAUCAAUGAGGAUAAAUUAUUAUCCUCCUUGUCCCAAACCAGACCUAGUGUUGGGACUCAAUCCUCAUUCUGAUGCUGGAGUUCUCACCAUCCUUCUCCAAGCAAAUGAAGUGGAAGGUCUUCAAAUAAAAAAAGAUGGUCAAUGGAUUCCUGUCAAACCCCUCUCUAAUGCCUUCAUCGUUAACAUUGGAGACAUCCUGGAAAUUACAACGAACGGAAUUUAUCGAAGCAUUGAACAUCGAGUAAGAGUUAAUACCGAGAAAGAGAGGCUUUCUAUAGCCACGUUUAACCUUCCAAGUAUGGAAUCAAUUUUUGGUCCAGCACCGAGCCUUGUUACUCCAGAAAAACCAGCAUUGUUCAGAAGAACUAGUUACGCAGAAUACUACAGAGGCUUCUUGUCACGAGAACUUCGCGGGAAAUCAUUCCUCGACGGCAUGAGGAUUAAUUGACUUUUAUAUGUGUAAUAAUAAAUACUAAGCAUCAAGUCAUGCAUACAUGAUACCAAGAGGUAUUCGUAAUUGUUAGAUAUUUGUUUUUGGACUGCACGUGUCAUCUUUAUUUGUUUUUAUCUCUUCCUUCUGGUCAAAGUCGCUGUUUCUAAACUUUAGGCCAAAGUAUUUCAGUUUUAUCAUAGUUAGUUUUUUUGUUACUGCAAGUAUUAUAAAUGUAUUGUAAUUGGCAGUCGAAUAAAGUGAAUUUCUACGAUCUAUUUCAUUCC
Messenger RNA from Cajanus cajan (pigeon pea), 1386 nucleotides. RefSeq names its product oxoglutarate-dependent flavonoid 7-O-demethylase 1. Lineage: Eukaryota; Viridiplantae; Streptophyta; Magnoliopsida; Fabales; Fabaceae. The record is from RefSeq and is a predicted model, not a curated record.